CUAUCCUGGAGAGCUACCAAAGGAAGUGGCGAUGAUGACCAUUUUGAGAGAUUCCCCCAGCCCGCUGCUCAUCAAACUCGAGGAGUGGUUUUUGGUGAAAGAGACGAAAUUGCCUAAUGGGGUAAGUCUAUUUAUUCAGCACAUUUCAUGCACGAUGCACUGCAAGAGGAUUUGUCUUGUUUCUUAUUGUUGUCUUGAUUUUGUAACUAAAAAGUCUUAAAUCCAGAAGCGUUUCUGGACAAGAACAUAACUUUUGUCUUGUUUUCAGAAAAGCACGUGGGUUAAUAAUAUGCCAGUGCGGUAAGCGAAAUAAACUCGUUUCUACAUUAAAAUCUAUCCUGAAUGUAACUGGAAGCCAGUGUAAAGACUGACCUGAGGACUGCUGUCAUGUGCUUGAUUUUAAUUGACUGCAUUUGCUUUCAGGAAGUGCAGAAGACAAUAGCGUUGGUGAUAGAGCAUCCCGGCCCAUGCAGAACACUAGCAGAUUUCCUGCAGGAGCACCAACACCUGGAGAGGAGAGACGCUCGCACACUGAUCCAGCAGAUUGUGAAAGCGGCUCAAGCGUGCACGAGGCAGGAAAUUUGUCAUCAUGAUAUUCAUAAUCGUAAUAUCCUGGUCAUGGGCCCACCUCUGCACAUUAAGCUGAUAGAUUUUGGAUGUGGGAUGCACAUCUUCCAUGAUCCAGAGAAUCACCCACGGCCAGAUAUAAGGAUAUCUCCAGAGAGAGCGGAAAAAAGGACGGUGAAUCAGCUGGUUGACAUCGUGGAGGAUAUAGCAAGACAUUGUUCCAGCAUACCUACAGAAUUCAUGGCAUUUAUGGGUACCUGCUGGUCCCCUUUUAAUGCUGAAGGAGAGAUCCAGCGUACAGUGGAGGAGAUUCUGGAUCAGCCGUGGCUAAGAGACUAAUGAAAAUAAAGACAAUUCAUGAACAUGUGGAGUUUAUGCUUUCCACCCUGACACAGGACCUGUUUUAGAGGAGAUUAUAGAGCACAAGUGGUUCAGCAUGAAGUAGACCCCAUCAGCAGCAGGAAACAGGUUUUCAGACUUCCAUUUAUGUCAAAUUGUUGUCGUGGGCCGGUUUUAAGGCUUUUUCUCUUUAACAGAGAUAGGAUAGGAUGGUGUAGAUGGCGCUGACGGGGCAGGAUUAUAUGGGCCAAUAAGCUAGAAAUAAGAGCCUCCUGCCACAGACAUAUUUGACCCCAGGUGUGGAUUUCUCAGAUCUGAUGAGGAUUAUUUCUAGUGCUGCUGCUCACACCUUUCUGCUUUCUUCUUCUUUUCACUUGUUCUACAAGCGAGCGCUGGAUUUCUGCAGAUGAGCUUUAACAUAAACAAGUAGUUCAAGUAGUUUAAUGGAAACAUUUUGAACAGCAGGGUUUGCUAAAUAACAGCAUUUUAGUAAAGACUGGGGGAUUUAGACAGUGUUUAUGGGCACAAAUGUAUUUUAGAGUAUGACUUUAAUAGAUUUGAUUGACAUUAAUAAUCUUAUUGAUAAUGUUGUGGAGAUCCUGUGCUUGUUUGGAGAAAACUGAAGGUUUGAUAGUUAAAUGUGUUAGGGUUUAGGGUUAGACAUGACGACUUCUCCAUCACUGUUGUGUGUUCACUGCACAGAUUGUUAUUUAAGAGAAAUUAAUUAUUAUACACUUCUCUGUCCUCACCUGUGCGCAUCAGCCGCCAUUAGAGUGACGUCAGCUUCCCUCCUCGCCUGAUUGGCUGGAGGAGGUGCUGUCAAUCUAGAGCUAAUGGACCAAUGGGGACGCUUUAGCCGGCCCUCAUUUGCAUGCAGCUCUGACUGCGACACUCGCAGGAGGAAGUGCAGAAUCUGAGAAGCAGAAGCGGAAAACAGCAGAAUCUCAGAAAUCAAUGGAAGUCUGAAUUCCUGAUGAUUUUAUUUGGUCACUGACCACAUGUGUGCUGCUCUUCCUAUCAUUUCUGUGAAAUUGAGAGCGGCCUACGAACCCCAUGGAGUGUGUUGA
Messenger RNA from Danio aesculapii, 1973 nucleotides. RefSeq names its product receptor tyrosine-protein kinase let-23. The record is from RefSeq and is a predicted model, not a curated record. Gene Ontology annotation, cellular component: cytoplasm. Gene Ontology annotation, biological process: regulation of mitotic cell cycle; protein autophosphorylation; negative regulation of apoptotic process. The transcript is spliced from 3 exons. Lineage: Eukaryota; Metazoa; Chordata; Actinopteri; Cypriniformes; Danionidae. Bases 388 to 906 code for a protein of 172 amino acids. Gene Ontology annotation, molecular function: ATP binding; protein serine/threonine kinase activity.